Molecule: messenger RNA, 396 nt
Organism: Necator americanus (New World hookworm)
Lineage: Eukaryota; Metazoa; Nematoda; Chromadorea; Rhabditida; Ancylostomatidae
Exons: 3
Coding region: 1-396 (131 amino acids)
Biological process (GO): mitochondrial electron transport, cytochrome c to oxygen
Cellular component (GO): mitochondrial inner membrane
Molecular function (GO): enzyme regulator activity
Source: RefSeq, a predicted model, not a curated record
AUGUCCGGACUGAGCCGCGCUGUUCUAGCCGGCAGAGCAAACCUACGUCGAGCGAUCCAGAGAAACUCAUCUGGAGGUUUUUAUGGUUCCCAGAACUUUGAUGGAUUCAAAGAGACGAUGACAGGGACCCUCAAGCAAUCUCACACAGCGAAACAGACUUGGAAGAAGAUCUUCUAUUGGGCUUCCAUACCUUGCUUGGCCAUGACCAUGUACGCCGCUUACAAGGAUCAUGCUCAUCAUAUGGCUCAUGAACGCCCUGAAUAUGUUCCAUAUAACUUCUUGAACGUCAGGAAUAAGCCAUUCCCAUGGGGAGACGGCAACCACUCUCUUUUCCAUAAUAAGGCCGAGCAAUAUGUGCCUGGUGUUGGAUACGAGGAAGAUCGAAAAAACCAUUAA